UUUAAAAUGUCGUAAUCCAUAAAUAAUCAUAUACACAAGCUGAGCCGUGUAAAAACGUUUAUGUUAACACGCGAAAUUAUCGCAGGGCACUUUAGUUUUGAAGGGGAAUAUUAGCACCAGGGUUGCUAGGACAAGCAGGUGGACUCUUAAUGAGAACUAAGAUUGUUUUUCUAGGUUAUCACGGGUCGUUUUGUCAGUUAAGAUCCACGCUGUCUUGAGAGAAAACUGUUGUUCUUUUCUUUAAGUAAAACAAUAGCGUGUUCGGAGCUAAGCUAACAUAUCAGAUACUUCUCGUGAAGCAGCUAGGUUAGCCAGCUAGCUAGCUGUAUGAUUAGCAAAGUUUAGCCAGCAAAGUUAAUGGUACGCUAGUUAAGGUUAAUAUCUGACCAGAAUCAAAUAUAACUUGGUUAUUAAUUCUUAAUAGUUGGUAUAAUGGCUUACUCUCUCAUAUUCAGAACUGGCAGAAAUUCACAUUGUGUACAGCAGAUAUUAAAGCGUGUAAAUGUCACCUUGUCUCCACAAGUGUCACCUUUGCAGGUGAAUAAUCCUAUUUUAAUCCAGCUAAAGUUAACUAAAUCGCCUUUUGCCCAGUGGACAUGUAUGCCUCGCUGGUUUGCUGUUCAAACUCGAGAUUUUCAUGCUGGAGCUCAGAGCAGGAACACAACGGAUCAUGAGGGAAAGGACAGGACCCAGGUGUCAGUCCAAAAGAGCCAGACAUCAUCUGGCCUCUCAGCGUCACAGAAAGUAAAGCAAGCUGGGAAAGAUUUCACCUAUCUGAUAGUAGUGCUCAUUGGACUUGGAGUCACAGGAGGACUUCUGUAUGUCAUCUUCCAAGAGCUGUUUUCAUCAUCAAGUCCAAGCAAAUUGUAUGGAAAGGCGUUUGAGAAAUGCAGAUCACACCCAGAGGUAAUUGGAGCUUUUGGUGAGCCCAUUAAAGGCUAUGGAGAGACCACUCGUCGGGGUAGAAGGCAACAAGUCCGACAUAUUGAAUACAUCAAGGAUGGAGAGAAGUACAUGAGGCUGAAGUUUUACAUCGAGGGUUCAGAGCCGGGACUGCGCGGAACUGUUCAUUCCGAAUCAAAACAGAAUCCUGAGACAGGAAAAUUUGAAUUCCGCUACAUAUUUGUGGACAUAGACACAUAUCCCAGGAGGACAAUUGUGAUUGAGGACAACAGAUGAUCAUUUUCAGGGAAAUUUAUAGAAGAGUGAAUCAGUGAAUCCUGGACAGGUUCUCUUCAAGCACUUAAUGCUCAUAUUUGAAUUGAAGCCUGUUAAACUUUGUUUUGAACUUUGUUGUAUAAUUGCCUUUGGCUAGGUUUCUAUGCUCUAUAAUAGCAAUAUUUAAACUGAAGUUCAAUUUUUUCCCCUAGAUUUCAUACAUUGCGCAUUCUAAAGAUGUCAGCCUAUUUUUGCAGGGAAAUUUACAAGAAAUUAAAUAAUGAAAUAUUAUUAUUUCAUUAAUUAUUCAUAUUUAUUAAUAUCAGUUUACACUUGGUGCUUCAGAAAUUGGUGCUUAUGCAGAUUUUGUAUUAAUCAUCGCAGCCCUCUGUGUUGGGGUCAGUGAUAACUGUGCAAUUUGCAGUUUCCCAGCACUUCAAUAGGUCUAGUUACUGCAGCCACAUUUUGUAAGUCAUUGUGUUUAAUUGUGUCCAGUGUGUGAAAAUUGCUGAUUCCAGAUAAGUGAAGAAAAUGAGCUUUUGUGCUCACUGACAUGCUUGCAAACUGCCUGAUUUCCGUUGUGUCAUUGGUCAACUCAAUCUACUUCUUAAAAUGAGUUUUUGGCAUCAGGAAUAAAAUCAUAUAGGCUGGUGCUGCACUUCUGUCAUUUAGUUAAGAUGAAUUGGAAAUAAACCAAAAUAGUGGUCAUUACUUGUUGUUACGUUGUAUUAUAAUGACACAUAUUGGACAUAUUUGGAUUUUUGCUUGCUUUGAAAUGCAUCUGUUGUAAUAUGGAGUGAUUGGAAAAGGAGAAAAGGCUUUACAUUGAGAUGUCAUUCAGCAUGUUUUAGUGGGAAAUGGUUCAUUGUUGCAGCCUCAUGUGUCUUUACAGUGGUGGUGAUGGGAGCCAGGGUCAUGAUGUCUACAACACAAAUAUAGUAAUUUUAUUUACCAUCCAAAAGAGACCAGUGAACUUACACAUGCUUUCUGAGAUUUCAUAUGUUAUGCUGAUUGUAGUGAAAUAAUGUUAAAUCUGAAAUAGCAAAAAAAAAAUGGCGCACAGCGACCUGCAUGAAAUUCUUGGCCAUUAAUAUACUGUAUAUUAACACAUGCGUUUUAGGCCAUGGGCGUAUCUGCCGUAAAACAAUGUCCAAGACCUCAGGCAGCAAAUUGAUAACCAUUUCAUGGGAUAACUUUAUAUGAGGGAGAUUUUAAAGGUGGAAAUCUGGUCCUGUCACCACCGCUGUAAACAAAUCUGACUCGGUAAGUUUCUCUAGAAUGUAACAUUCCAUAUCAAACCACACAAUUCUUGGAAAAAUUUGUGGAGUUCUCUUUUAAUGGAAGCAGCAGGAGUGAUGCCAAGAAAUCAUUUUUCAUUUGCAGUAAUGAUCUAAGCUGUGGUGAAUAAAACCACAGCACUUUUUUUUGUGGUUGAACUUAAUUUAUGGUGCAAUAUGAAUCAACUUCCAGUUCAGUAGCUUCAUAUGUUUAAAAGGAGUUUUGAGUGCAACAACAGAUAUUUCAUGAACCUCUUAUUGUGCGUCUGUGAGGACGAUUAAUUAAAGGAGGAGCAAGUA
Pygocentrus nattereri (red-bellied piranha) is the source of this 2735-nucleotide messenger RNA. RefSeq names its product translocase of inner mitochondrial membrane 21 (gene timm21). Gene Ontology annotation, cellular component: TIM23 mitochondrial import inner membrane translocase complex. Lineage: Eukaryota; Metazoa; Chordata; Actinopteri; Characiformes; Serrasalmidae. The record is from RefSeq and is a predicted model, not a curated record. The transcript has 6 exons. Bases 433 to 1179 code for a protein of 248 amino acids. Gene Ontology annotation, biological process: protein import into mitochondrial matrix.